Molecule: messenger RNA, 1284 nt
Organism: Spizellomyces punctatus DAOM BR117
Lineage: Eukaryota; Fungi; Chytridiomycota; Chytridiomycetes; Spizellomycetales; Spizellomycetaceae
Exons: 7
Coding region: 1-1008 (335 amino acids)
Source: RefSeq, a predicted model, not a curated record
AUGCACCUGUUUACCCUCGCUGUUAUUACCCUAAGCCUGAUUGGCAGCACCGUUGCUGCUCCCAGUGGCAAUACAUGCCCUACUUGUAUUGCAACACCAGGGAGUAACCUAUGUGACAUUACAACGUCAUGUACUAGCGUUACUCUUAAAAAAACCGCUGAGACAAAGCUAUUUUGUGCGUGUCGUCCUGGGUUCAAGGCUGCUGCCCCAAACACCGAUUCCCUAACCCAUUUUCGUGCGGAAUGGUUGACCGAUGGACAAGAUCACCGGGUCUUUGUUCCACCAGGCGUUGUUUGCAACACACCCUGUACUACUUAUGGUACAGAUGCCUGCAGUGAGAUUCCUAUACGUGACUUGAGUGGUGUUUGCCCUGCAAGUGGAGGAGUUACAACAACGAAAGCUGCCACCACCACGACCAAGGCAACGACCACGACAAAAGCUACAACCACUACCAAGGCGACGACGACGACAACGACCACCAAGGUUCCAACAACGACAACCACGACAAAAGCGACCACCACUACAACGACUACCAAGGUUCCAACAACGACAACCACGACAAAAGCGACCACCACUACAACGACUACCAAGGUUCCAACAACGACAACCACGACAAAAGCGACCACCACUACAACGACUACCAAGGUUCCAACAACAACGACGACCACAGCAACAAAAGCGGUGACCACAACGUCAGUCGUCCCCUCCACGACAAGCCUGGCUCCUCAGCCCUCGUUGGCACCCACGCUAUCAGGCAUCUGCAGCAGUUGUCCCAUCAACGGAACAGUAUGCGCGGGAACGUCGAUCUGCACCUCCACCAUCUACGGCCCAAUGUGCGCUUGCCCCGAUGGCUUCAAGGCCAGCACAGACAACCUUAAUAUUACAAUUCAAUGGCGCCUCAACGGAAUGAAUACGACCACGGUGUAUGUCGCUCGUGGUGUCACCUGCACUGUUCCUUGUCAGGGAUCCGAAUGUCAGGAGGUCGCAGCCUCUGAUUGUGAAGUAUAAUUGACAACAUAUUAUGUCAUAUAGCUGGAAACAUGUUAUUAUGUAGUGAGAUGCACUUAGAUUACUUUAGAAGGAUGUGAUUUGAAAAUCAUUGUGGAGAUAGUGGAGACUAAUUUGAUAGAGAGGAUAUAGAAAGAUGGGGGAUUGAGGGAGAUGUUGUGCUCAUCACAUCUACUGAUGUGGGAACACAACGAUAUAUACCAAGCUCAUCAGCAUAAACAUGGUGCUGAACAUAGAUGCCGAAACUCCCUGAAAUAUUAUUGACUACCGCCCACA